Messenger RNA from Debaryomyces hansenii CBS767, 372 nucleotides. RefSeq names its product Cyb5p (gene CYB5). Gene Ontology annotation, molecular function: heme binding. Bases 1 to 372 code for a protein of 123 amino acids. Gene Ontology annotation, cellular component: membrane; intracellular membrane-bounded organelle. The record is from RefSeq and is a predicted model, not a curated record. NCBI's taxonomy places the organism in Eukaryota, Fungi, Ascomycota, Pichiomycetes, Serinales, Debaryomycetaceae. The transcript has a single exon.
AUGUCGGAAGGAGAAGAUUUGAAAGCAUAUACUUUAGAUGAAGUUUCGCAACAUAACACCGUAGAAGACCUUUGGGUUGUUUACAAUGGAGGAGUAUACGAUAUCACCAAAUACAUAGAUGAGCAUCCAGGUGGUGAAGAAGUUGUUAUUGACGUUGCUGGUAUGGAUGCCACCGAAGCUUUCGAAGAUAUUGGACACUCUGACGAUGCUCGUGAAAUUUUGAAGGGAUUAUUGAUUGGUAAGGUAGAAGGUGGUAACAUCAAGUCGCCAGUUAGUACUGCCACCCAGCCGGAAAGUACAGGCUCGUCUAUGCCAAUGCUUGCUAUUUUUGUGUUGUUGAUUGCUGCUGGUGUUUAUUUUUAUAUCAAAUAG